UGGUAAGACGGGAGAUCAAAGGAGAAAAAAAAGUGUUUUAGCUUUGAUCCAAACCUUGAGGAUCUAUAUAUUUUAGAGAGAGAAAUCAAUCGUUGUCUUCCUGAGAGAGAAACCGCCGCAGACAAACAAAUCAACAAACAACCAUUGGGAUCUUCUUCAAAAACAAAAGCAGAAAAAACAGAGAAACAGAGAAAGUGAUUAUGGGUCUCCUAUACAGAGAGAGAUCAGAACCCCAUGGUGAUUACGACAACAAAACUUCUUAUUCGUCGGUGAACGACGACGCCUUGCUCUUCGCCACAAUCUGUAUCGUGGGACUCCCCGUGGACGUUCACGUCAAGGACGGUUCCGUUUAUUCUGGAAUCUUCCACACCGCUGGCUUCGAAAACGACUACGGCAUUGUUCUAAAGAAAGCAAGAAUGACUAAAAAGGGGAAGGCCAAUUCAAACGUAGCGAAUGGGGCAAUGAUAGAGACGCUUGUAAUUCUUUCAGGUGACCUUGUGCAACUUGUUGCAAAGGGAGUUCUGCCUCCAGCUGAUGGUGAUUCUGGGAAUCUUGCUGCUAAAGACGCAGAAUGUGUAGUGGAUAAUAAAGCUCCUUCUGAAGAAUGUGUAGAAUAUGAAGUGGAUAAACUUAUCAACUCCGAUUUCAACAUGAAGAGAACCGAACAUAUAAGGAGCUCAGUGCAAAAGAUGAAUGGAUUUGCUCAGGCUUUUAUGCCAGCAAAUGGCAGAAAGGAUGAUGAAGGCAGAAAACUAGAGCCGAAAAGUUUCGAGAAUUUGGAAGUUGGACAUUCAAGAAUAGAUGGGAUAAAUUUACCACAGAUCAAAGAAGGCUCUGAUGCUGCAGUUAAUGGGAGGCAGUGUGUACGUGAUGGGUCGCAAGGAGAAAAGAAAGAUAUUAAAGAAAAAUUGGAGUUUCCUCCGGAAGAAAGUACUAUUAAAGCUGAGGAUUUGAGUUCAAGCUUGGACACAUGCUUCACCCAAAUAAAACCUGUCAAAGAAGAACAAACCCUGAUUGCAGCCAAGCUAUCGUCUACUGGAGCAUCCUGUGAUCCUUCUUCUCUACCUGCAAAGAUGGCAAAGCAGUCAUUUGAACGGCCCAUGUCAGCAGAUGCUUCUUCCUGUGCAGUUUCAUCAAACGUCUCAACUUCAACUAGUCGGGUUGUGGAUGUUAUCUUAGAGUCCAGUCAUAGUCCGGUAGCAUCAACUGAGACAAUCCCUUCCCAUAUUUCACAGUCGAAUAAAAUCUCCAAGGAAUCCAGACUCAACCCAGGAGCUAAAAUAUUCUCACCGUCUUUUGCGAACCCAAUAUCAGCAACUUCUGCAGUACAAACAGUUGCUGGCAUUGGUUAUAUGCCAAACAACUCUCCUCCGAUACCUGUUCCUGCUGCUCAGCCAGAGGUUGCGUUACGCCCGUUUGGAUCUCAUUCAUCUGUACCUGUUAAAAUUCUCCCAUAUGGUAAUCUUCCAGCUGGAACUGUGGGUACAACUCCUCAGUUUCCACAACCUAUUAUUGGACAUGUGGGAAGCAGGCCACAGCCACUAAGAUAUACUGUUCAGUAUCCUAUUCAGGCUGGACCAGGCAUUGUGCAUUCAAAUUCGCAAUCUCUUACAGAUGGACGACUUGGGCAGCUUCUCUAUGUGCAUCCAGUUUCUCAAGAGUUAGUUUCGGGUGUGACGGCUCUCUCAUCGCCAUUUGUGCGUCCAUUGCCAACUCCACAUCAGGUUCAGUUUCCAAAGCAACAAGGUACUUCAGCAGGCCAAGCAAUGCAGCUGUGUGUGGCUCCACCUCUUGUGGCUACUGGACCGCAACCACAUUAUGCGGUGCCUUGCCACAUUCCGGUAUUGCAACCGCCCUUCCCUUCUAAUCGCUACAUUCAAGUUCCAGGAUUCAAUGGCCCCUUGAGCUCCAAGUUUUUGUGAACAUGCCUAUAUGAUUUUCCAUUGGUCAUUUCUGGUUUCCCCACUAUUUUUUUUUUUUUUUUUUAUUCCUUUCACCAUUUACCGGAAUUUUUUGCUUGAGUUGCUGAAUAAGAGUAAAAUCGAUGUAUCCGUGUACUAUAUUAUCUUCCGUACCAAAAAAAAAAGAAAAAGAAAGAGUAGGAAUUUUGUGCAAGGGUUUUGAUUUUGUAGGAUGUGGUCGAGAACUUUAUACGAAGGUAUUGAGUUGUGUCAGAUUUGGUUUGAGGGAUGAGGUCUCAAUUCUUUUUAAAGGAUUUUGAGGACUUUUGCGAGAUAAACAGAACUGAAUUGCUUGGUGUUUCAAGUUGAACAAUGUAUUAUGAGAGAAACAUGUACAUAUACCGGAUCAUAUGGAAAAAGGAGUGGUUCUUUUUAUGU
Molecule: messenger RNA, 2339 nt
Organism: Morus notabilis
Lineage: Eukaryota; Viridiplantae; Streptophyta; Magnoliopsida; Rosales; Moraceae
Product: polyadenylate-binding protein-interacting protein 4
Exons: 13
Coding region: 201-1922 (573 amino acids)
Biological process (GO): cytoplasmic stress granule assembly
Cellular component (GO): cytoplasmic stress granule
Molecular function (GO): RNA binding
Source: RefSeq, a predicted model, not a curated record